AUGUGGAAGCCACCGAUAAAUUUUCUCUCCCUGCAUUACGCGUGGAUUAUCACCCUCAGCAUUCUGAGCCUGGUUAUCAUCUACCCUUAUGGCAACCUCAAGGCUAUUGAUGCUUAUUUUUUCGGCGCUAGCGCCGCAACGGAAUCAGGUCUAAAUACGGUUGACGUGAAAGAGUUGAAGACCUACCAACAAGUUUACAUCUACCUCAUUCCGAUUCUGGGAAAUCUGGGCUUCAUCAACAUAGUUGUCGUUAUCUUUCGGGUUAGAUGGUUUGAAAAGCAUCUCCAAGCGAUCGCACCACACCUGUUGAAGCCGGAGACCCUUCCAGGCCAGGAUUCAGAGGCACAACUCAAACAUAUCCGGGAUCUGAACAACUCUGUUCACGAGGCUCCGACCGAUGGAUCUACAAACCAGGCGAUAGAGAAUGUGGCCGAGGCCAAAGGUCCUGCUUGGGCUGGAAAAUUGUCGCCGAGAGUUUCUCAGGAAUCGAGGCAUUCUACAGCUGAUGAUGCUCUGGGCCCAAGCCUAGCUGCGGGAAAGCAAUCUAUUCGAUUCGCAGAGCCCGAUCAGCCGGCUGCCGGCAACGACAACGCUCUGUAUAUCCCACCACCUUGGAAGCGGGAUAAAGGUGCCUCUUUUUCCGAAAUCAAUGACAGAAUUAACGAUGAAGAUGAAGGAAAAUCCGAGAAGAAUCUACGCUAUCGCCAAUCUACCCGAAGCCUGCAUUCACGUACUCACACUCUCGAACGGAUGGUCACCUCCGUAUUUGUUCCAGGAAAGUUUCCUAGCUACGAAGGAAAGGGCCACAUAGCGACACAGAACAACAUGAAGCAACUUGAUCUACCGAAAGUGUCGCCCCAGGCUACGAUCGGCCGGAACUCUCAGUUCCACAACCUUUCCGCUGAAGACCGGGAAAGAUUAGGGGGCAUUGAAUACCGGAGCUUGAAGCUUUUGCUAAAGAUCGUCACCGGAUAUUUCUGCGGUCUGCAUCUGUUCGGUGCGAUAUCUCUUGUGGGAUGGAUUCUACAUGCUGAUCAGAAAUAUCGUGACUAUCUUGCUGAAUGUGGCCAGGGUAGCGUUUGGUGGGGUUUUUACUCUUCUCAAACUAUGAUCGACAACCUUGGUUUUACCUUGACACCGGACUCGAUGAUCUCCUUCCAAGAUGCGACCUUUCCGAUGCUCCUUAUGAGUUUCCUUGCAUUUGCCGGUAAUACCUGCUACCCAUGCUUACUCCGAAUGAUCAUCUGGAUCAUGUAUAAGGUUUGCCCAGAGAAAUCAUCACUUAGAGAUCCACUUAGCUUUCUGCUCAAUCACCCUCGACGAUGCUACACCCUACUCUUUCCGAGCAAGCCAACGUGGAUACUCUUCGGGAUCCUGUUCAUUAUGAACUCGGUUGAUGUCCUUCUCAUCAUCGUGCUGGAUUUGAAUAACCCGGCUGUGAAUAAUCUAGCACCCGGCCCACGAGUCCUUGCUGCUAUUUUCCAAGCCGCAUCAGCGCGCCAUACGGGAACAGCGACUUUUAACUUGGCUGAUGUUAGCCCGGCCGUACAGUUUAGCUUAGUCGUCAUGAUGUAUAUUGCCAUUUUUCCGAUCGCAAUUAGCAUCAGAGCCUCCAAUGUCUAUGAGGAAAAGACACUGGGUAUAUAUGGCUCUGAGAGCAGUAUGGACGAAAGUGAUGGCCGAUCGUACAUCCUCAACCAUAUCCAGAACCAAUUGAGCUUCGACUUGUGGUACAUCUUCCUCGGAUGCUUUUGUAUCUGCAUUGCUGAAGCCGGCAAGAUUGCGGAUACAUCAAUUCCAGCCUUCUCCGUGUUCUCCGUGUUAUUCGAAGUCGUUUCAGCAUACGGCAACGUGGGACUCAGUCUCGGCUACCCGACCGUCUCAACAUCUCUUUCUGGGGAGUUCACAGUUUUCAGCAAGCUCGUUAUUUGUGUGAUUAUGCUCAGAGGUCGUCAUCGUGGAUUGCCUUAUAAGCUUGAUCGUGCUAUUCUUCUUCCAGGCGAGCGCUUAGAAGAUGAGAGGCAAAGGGAUGAGGUUCAAGCAUUUCGAAGCGAGCGUUAA
This is a messenger RNA of Penicillium hordei, 2061 nucleotides long. RefSeq names its product potassium ion transporter. The transcript is spliced from 10 exons. Gene Ontology annotation, molecular function: high-affinity potassium ion transmembrane transporter activity. Lineage: Eukaryota; Fungi; Ascomycota; Eurotiomycetes; Eurotiales; Aspergillaceae. Gene Ontology annotation, biological process: intracellular potassium ion homeostasis; potassium ion import across plasma membrane. The record is from RefSeq and is a predicted model, not a curated record. Gene Ontology annotation, cellular component: plasma membrane. The coding region runs from base 1 to 2061 and encodes 686 amino acids.